AUUAAGGAAGCUGACAGUCAGCUGCCGCGAUUGUAGAAACAGCGUAGGCCAGAGCAAGUGCUGACUCUGGCGUAGCUUUCUAUUUUUCUUUCUGCCUGUUGUUUGUCACGGUUCAACUGCGGGAUGGAUGAGACGAGCCCGCUAGUAUCUCCGCUCCGGGAUCCUCCUGAUUUCAGUUACUGCCCUACGGGGCCUUCGAGUCCACGGACUGGAUUCGCGGGCAUGCCUGGUUCAGUUGUUCGAGUACCGGCAGGCAGCCCGAGUCGAAGCCGGGAGCGUCAACCUUUACUGGAAAGAGACCGAAUGAAUUCUCCCCGUGACCCUCAUCGGAAUGAGUUUCCAGAGGAUCCCGAGUUUAGAGAGAUCAUCCGGAAAGCAGAACAAGCGAUAGAGGCCGGGAUAUUCCCCGAAAGGAUCUAUCAGGGCUCAAGUGGCAGCUACUUUGUGAAAGAUAUGCAGGGGAAGAUCAUCGGAGUGUUUAAACCGAAGAAUGAAGAGCCAUAUGGCCAGUUAAAUCCCAAAUGGACUAAGUGGCUUCAGAAAUUAUGUUGUCCGUGCUGCUUUGGGAGGGACUGCCUGGUACUGAACCAAGGUUAUCUGUCUGAAGCAGGAGCCAGCCUUGUUGACCAAAAACUGGAACUUAACAUUGUCCCCAGAACUAAGGUUGUUCAUCUAGCAAGUGAAACAUUUAAUUACAGUGCAAUUGACAGAGUUAAGUCAAGAGGCAAGAGGCUAGCACUAGAGAAGGUGCCAAAAGUUGGGCAGCGGUUUCAUAGAAUAGGUCUGCCACCUAAGGUUGGUUCAUUCCAGCUCUUUGUCGAAGGCUACAAAGAUGCCGAUUACUGGUUACGGCGGUUUGAAGCAGAACCUCUUCCAGAGAACACCAAUAGGCAACUGCAGCUGCAGUUUGAAAGACUUGUGGUGCUGGACUAUAUCAUCAGAAAUACAGAUCGAGGCAAUGAUAAUUGGCUGAUAAAGUAUGACUGCCCUAUGGACAGUGGAGGCACCAGGGACACAGACUGGGUGCUUGUUAAGGAACCGAUUAUCAAGUUAGCAGCAAUAGACAAUGGCUUGGCCUUCCCACUGAAACACCCGGAUUCUUGGAGAGCCUAUCCCUUCUACUGGGCUUGGUUAGCUCAAGCCAAAGUACCAUUUUCACAGGAAAUCAAAGACCUUGUUUUGCCAAAAAUCUCAGACCCCAACUUUGUGAAAGAUCUAGAGGAAGACCUUUAUGAGUUAUUUAAGAAAGACCCAGGAUUUGACAGGGGACAGUUCCAUAAACAGAUUGCAGUGAUGAGAGGACAGAUAUUGAACCUCUGCCAGGCACUGAAAGAUGGGAAAACACCUUUGCAGCUUGUGCAAAUGCCCCCUGUGAUUGUGGAGACUGCAAGGGCGCAGCAGCGCUCAACCAGUGAAUCAUACACCCAAAGCUUCCAGAGUCGGAGGCCGUUCUUCACGUGGUGGUAGACGUGCAAGAGAUUUGGGGAACAGUUGUCUCCCAGCAUGUUGGAACAGCAACGAGAAUGAGACAGGAAACACAUUUUUUUUUCUGGGCUUCUCAGUAAAUUUUUUGUUUUUCCCGAGCUCUUUCCUUAGUCUUUAAGGCAUGUGCAUGGCCAAAGGACAUUAGGAAAGUGUUGUACAUAACAUUCAGGACUACAUUGCCAUUAAUUUCUUUAUCAGGGGAACAUAAUCUGAUAAAGAGGAAACAUUGCUGGGUAAGGUGGGGAGAUUUUAUUUUCAUGACCACGUCCUUUCCUCCUAUUUAACAACAUCGAUAUCAAUUUGGCAAUUUAUAGUUGCCAUCUUUCUGCAUAUUAAAGCCCUUAUAAGAGCAUUCCAUUCUGACCAUGCUUUCGCCAAGCGGAAAAGUUGGUAGCGAUUCAUGACCUUUCGUGGACAUUUGCUUGAGAACAAAUAACUUGAACUUCCACAGUGAAAUGGGUUAAUGCAAGAUGUAGUGCUUGGGUUAGUUGAGUGCAAAGAGAAGACAUUGAGCCAGGAUGAGGACCUGUACACUGUACUCGUACCUUUGACGACUAGAGACAAAGAGGCUGAAAUGACUGAGUGGACUUCCCAAUCAUGCUGAACUGAGAUCCACAUCUAGUAGGUGAGAGUCUCUUGGUGCCUUUAUGAAAAUGUUUCUUAACAUUUUCGGAAAUUAUCAGUUCAGUUAGUGGACCAUAUAUAGUUCUUCCUUUUUGCACUAUUACUAGGAAUUAGGAGCAAUUUAGUGUAAGGGGCGGAACUACUUUUUUUUUUUUUUUUUGCAUUAAAAUGUAUUUUUUAGCACUAAAUGUUUGAAUGUUCUUCAACAUUUUCUCAAAGGUCCUGUUUAAAACAAACCCACACAUCUCAGCUUAGGGGCCUUCAUGCUGGGGGGGUUAUCAUGAACAUGUGAUUCACUGAACAGAAUAAAAUGCAGCGUGCUCCGGCCCAUAUUUACUGUGACCAAGAAACGGUACUUAAUUGGAAGUGCUAAAGUGGAGCUUAUUUUCUGGAAACUGAGAGAUCAAAAUUUUAUUUGGAAAGCUCUUCUGAAUUGUUUUAAUGAAAAUGUGAAGUAACCUGUAUUAUUUAAAACUUGAUUGUUCUAAACUUACUGGCACACCAAAUGGUAAGUUGUCUGUGAUGGAAGGCUGCUUAAGUAAUUAAAAAAAAUGAUAUUGUUUUCCUAAACUUUUGUUUUAAACAGGUGGAUUUUUUUAUUGUUUAAUGUCUUAAAAAAUAUUUAUUGUUGCAGAGGGCUUUUGUUGUUUACACAAAUGUUUGCCAUAUUUUUACAGUUGGUGUCAAGUUUAUGGUACAGAUGGUCACAGUUCAUUUCUUUUAUUAUUAUUUUUUAACUAAUUCAGCAUGUCUUUAUUUUUUUGCCACUUGUUUACAUAAUUUGGAAGUAAUUUAAGACUAUGUUCACUCAGUGUUCCCUGUCCACUCCCUUUGUCUCAAAGUGUGAUUAAUCAGAGGAAGUCAUUUUGGAGAAGAAAGGAGCAGUGCACCCUUCAUGAGUGCCGGAGCCGUCCAGUAUUAGAACAGUGUAGUCCUCAGACAUCACGUUGGAUAAAAAGAGGGUACAAGAUGUAAGAUGAUCUAAUGUAAAAGUGUGUUUUGUUAGAAAUUACAGCUGCUGUCCACCCAGAUCUGGAUAAUGUCUGGCAACUGACAAUACAUAAACUUGAAUGAGUAGAAAAGAAGCUAAGAGCACUACAGCAACAGCACUAAGCCAGACUUCCUGACUUGAUGGACGUAUUUGCCUCAAGGCUGAGGCUUGGACGUGACUUGUUCAUACAGAUCUCUGCGUCACAGAAGGCAUUUAUGCUUGUAUGCAUGCAACAGAUGCUGCUUUUGGCAGUUUGAGAAGUUAAAUUGCCUGGACCAAGGCUUAACUUGGACAUGCAGGCAAAAGAGAUGAGCGAGGACUUAUUUGAAAUGAGGAAGAUGGUUUCUUGGGUGUCUGUGCACAGGCACUUUGGUGACGAGUCCCUGUAUGUUAAAAAAAUGUUGCAAAGAGAGGGGAGUCUGGCACUCUCCUUCACCCAUGAUUCCUUACGCAGAGCACUUGUGGUGGCUGCUGUCUGUCCCUCUGCUGUAUAAUUAAGCAAACUCAGUUGUCAAGUGGCUUGGCAAUUGUAGGCUUUCAUUGCAGUUUCAUUAAUCAUUUGAUCUAUAGCUGUACAUAAAUUUCUUGUUAAUUAGAUUUCAUUAUUGAUCUCCUUCAACAUUAAAGAAAUCAAGGCAGUGUUUUGCUUUACUGAUAAACACUGAAUUUUAUUGUUUCUCGACAUUUUCUGCAUCCAGUCUCUUAAGUCUGAGGCUGUUCUGGUUUGGUGAGCUGAUGCAGGUGUAAUGUCUGUAGGCAGUGUUCAUCUUCAAAGUCGACACUACAAGUCCUAAGUAAAUAGUACAGAUUUUUGAUAGUAUGUGACAAAAAAGAGAAACUUGCACUUUUGGUUAUCAUAUAAAGAAAAUGAAAACCAGGGGAAAAAAUGCCUACUUAAAUUAGCCGUGCUUCUGACUUUGACACUGCAAUGAAAACCUGCAACUCUGAAGAUGGGGUUUGUUUGUGCCUACGAUGGCAUCAAAAGACAAGGCCUUGUUGCACAUAAGAUUUAUUUUUUUCUUACCAAAAUGUACUGCUGUAGCUACCAAACUGGGCUGAAAUCCUAUUGUUCUGACAUUGCACUGUAUAAUUUGUAUGUAUUGUAUUUAAUGAAAGAAAUACUUAUAAAUGAAUCCAUUGUAUUCCUCUCAUGUUAA
This is a messenger RNA of Polypterus senegalus (gray bichir), 4257 nucleotides long. RefSeq names its product phosphatidylinositol 4-kinase type 2 alpha (gene pi4k2a). The record is from RefSeq and is a predicted model, not a curated record. Gene Ontology annotation, molecular function: 1-phosphatidylinositol 4-kinase activity. The coding region runs from base 124 to 1467 and encodes 447 amino acids. Gene Ontology annotation, cellular component: trans-Golgi network; endosome; plasma membrane. Lineage: Eukaryota; Metazoa; Chordata; Cladistia; Polypteriformes; Polypteridae. Gene Ontology annotation, biological process: phosphatidylinositol phosphate biosynthetic process; Golgi organization; endosome organization. The transcript has 9 exons.